Mesocestoides corti is the source of this 603-nucleotide messenger RNA. The record is from the annotation of a GenBank genome assembly. Lineage: Eukaryota; Metazoa; Platyhelminthes; Cestoda; Cyclophyllidea; Mesocestoididae.
AUGAUUGCGUUUACACCCCUCAGUACUGGUUAUGAAGAAAAUGUAUACAAACUUAUUGAGACAAUGAUGGGGAACUCAUCAGUCGCGCGACUCUACGCUGUCUUUAUAUCGAACCCUCUAAAAAAUGUGCCAGUAUUUUUUCAAAAAAGUAGCAAUUGCGUGAAUGGACUUGUCGUGUGGGACUACCACGUUAUUGCCAUUGAACGACUUGCAGUGGGUAACUCCUAUCGGGUUUAUGAUUUGGAUUCGACUCUGAGUUUUCCCUGUGAUGCAACUCAGUAUUGGCGCAAAGCCAUUCGUUCAAAUUCGGAAUUCCCGCCAAAGUAUGAAAGAUACUUUCGUAUUGUGGAUGGAGACGUUUAUCUUCGCCAUUUCGCCUCAAAUCGGAGCCACAUGCGUGAAGCCGGUGGUUGGUUGGCUCCGCCUCCGGUGUAUGAAGCCAUUUCAACUGCUGAAUCAACUCACAACCUUCCUAAUUAUAUUAACAUCUCCCAUGCCGAAGUAUGUCUCCACUCCUGUUCUGAUGACCAAUUGGAGUCCUCGCCUUUUGGUCGAGUGCUUGCGGAGGAUGCGUUUUGUUCAUUUUUUAAUAUAACUCCCUGA